This is a messenger RNA of Ornithorhynchus anatinus (platypus), 2369 nucleotides long. RefSeq names its product aminopeptidase like 1 (gene NPEPL1). Gene Ontology annotation, cellular component: cytoplasm. NCBI's taxonomy places the organism in Eukaryota, Metazoa, Chordata, Mammalia, Monotremata, Ornithorhynchidae. Gene Ontology annotation, biological process: proteolysis. The transcript has 12 exons. The record is from RefSeq and is a predicted model, not a curated record. Gene Ontology annotation, molecular function: metalloaminopeptidase activity; manganese ion binding. The coding region runs from base 30 to 1601 and encodes 523 amino acids.
GGGGGGGGCCCGGCCGCCGGGCUCGGAAGAUGGCGAACGUGCUGCUGCACUUCCAGGCCAGCGCCGGGGAGGCGGACCCGCAGAGCCGGCCGCUGCUGCUCCUCGGCCAGCUGCAGAACCUGCACCGGGUGCCCUGGAGCCACCUGCGGGGCAAGCUGCAGCCCCGGGUCACCGAGGAGCUAUGGCAAGCCGCUUUAAGCACGCUCAAUCCAAACCCCACAGAUAGCUGUCCCCUGUACUUGAACUACGCCACGGUGGCUGCUCUCCCUUCCAGGGUGAGCCGCCACAACAGUCCAUCGGCCGCACAAUUCAUCACUCGUCUCGUAAGAAACUGUCUUCCAGGAGGUGCUAACAGGUGUAUUAUGAUGGUUUGUGAGCGUUCUGAAGUGUUUGCAUCUGCCUGUGCUCUGGCUCGGGCAUUCCCCCUGUUCACACACCGCUCCAGCGCGUCGAGACGCACGGAGAAGAAGACGGUCACGGUGGAGUUUUUCCUGGUGGGGCAGAACAACGGACCGGUUGAAGUAUCAACACUGAAAUGCUUGGCAAGUGCAACUGAAGGUGUGAGGCUGGCAGCUCGCAUCGUUGACACUCCAUGUAAUGAGAUGAAUACUGAUAACUUCAUCGAGGAAAUUAAAAAAGUUGGGAAAGACUUGGGGAUUGUUCCCAACAUCAUUCGGGAUGAAGAACUGAAGAAGAGAGGUUUUGGAGGAAUUUACGGCGUUGGAAAAGCUGCCUUACACCCACCUGCUCUAGCAGUUCUCAGCCACACACCCGAGGGGGCCACUCAGACCAUUGCAUGGGUGGGCAAAGGCAUUGUGUACGACACUGGGGGCCUCAGCAUUAAAGGGAAGACAACCAUGCCAGGCAUGAAGAGGGACUGUGGAGGAGCUGCUGCUGUUUUGGGAGCCUUCAAAGCUACAGUCAAGCAAGGCUUCAAAGACAACCUUCAUGCUGUGUUCUGCCUGGCUGAGAACUCGGUGGGGCCUAAUGCCACAAGACCUGAUGAUAUCCACGAGCUGUAUUCGGGAAAGACUGUGGAAAUUAACAAUACCGACGCAGAAGGCAGGCUGGUGCUGGCCGACGGAGUCGCCUAUGCCUGCAAGGACCUGGGAGCUGAUAUAAUCCUCGACAUGGCAACUCUCACAGGAGCUCAGGGAAUCGCUACAGGGAAAUACCACGCCGCCGUCCUCACAAAUAGCGCAGAGUGGGAGGCGGCCUGCGUGAAGGCUGGAAGGAACUGUGGAGACCUGGUGCAUCCCCUGGUCUACUGCCCCGAGCUGCACUUCAGUGAAUUCACCUCUGCUGUAGCCGACAUGAAGAAUUCUGUGGCGGACCGGGACAACACCCCAAGCUCUUGUGCUGGGCUCUUCAUUGCAUCUCACAUUGGCUUUGAUUGGCCUGGCAUCUGGGUCCACCUAGAUAUUGCAUCUCCAGUCCAUGCAGGUGAACGAGCCACGGGCUAUGGCGUAGCCCUCUUGCUGUCUCUGUUUGGCCAGGCCUCUGAUGAUCCACUGCUGAACCUGGUAUCUCCUUUGGGGGGGGAUGUAGACUCUCAGGGUGACGACAUGGAGCGUGAUUCAAAGAGAAGACGUCUGGUGUAGGGUUCUCUUGGCCACCGGCUAAUGGAGUGAUGAUGCAGUAUCUAUUACCUCACUUUGCACUGAUUAAUGUUAAGCAAUUGAAAGAUUACACAUUACAGAUGGGAAUUUUUUUUCUGUCGAUUGUUAUUUCCUACUUUGUGAAAAAAAAAAAGCCUAUUCUUUCAUUUGGGGUUUGUUUAUUUCUUCUGUUUUGGGUUUGUUUUUCUAAUUCACGGAUUUCACAGUUUACCUAAUAAUUGUGCCCUUUGGCUUUGCAGACUUCCACUAACUCCUGAGAGCAAAGACAAAUAUUGAACAUUGUACAAUUUCACGUUGUUACUUAAAUGCAUGCCAAGCUCUGGGGCUAAACAGUUGGAGCUGUUGCUCCGCCCUAAGAUCUGGUUUCCCUCAGCUGAGCCAUGGUUCUCCAGGCCCAAGGUUCUUCAGAAAACUCCAUGGUGACCUUUCUGCUCUCUCCAAGUGCACCGGUGAGGAAGGAGCAGUUUGUGCCAGGUUGCCAGCUCGUUUCUCCAGCAGCAGAGGUAGUUAUGCUUAGCAGAUUAUAGCCAAAUUAAAGCCUAAAGGUAUCUUGUCUUUUGUGAGUGAGGUGCCACACCUGCCUCCUUCCCUUGCGUGUGCCAGAUAAGCCACUACCCACUCCAGGCAACGCGAGCUACUGACACCAGAGAGAACCGUAAAGAGCUCCGAACUCUAAAUAAGAUCAAUCUGUAGCGUGAAAUGACUAUUUAGAAUUCUUUUAAGGUUUUAUUAAAUCCAGCUGCAAAAAUC